Onychostoma macrolepis is the source of this 653-nucleotide messenger RNA. Its product is annotated as secreted phosphoprotein 24. Gene Ontology annotation, biological process: bone remodeling. NCBI's taxonomy places the organism in Eukaryota, Metazoa, Chordata, Actinopteri, Cypriniformes, Cyprinidae. The coding region runs from base 1 to 459 and encodes 152 amino acids. The transcript is spliced from 4 exons. Gene Ontology annotation, cellular component: extracellular region. The record is from RefSeq and is a predicted model, not a curated record.
AUGACACCAGCCUACAUUCUGCUGCUCUUCUUUCAGUGCAGCUGUGUCUCAGGGCAGCUUGUAUCAGGAUAUAACUUCAGUCCUCUGGCUAACCUGGCAUUGAAGGUUUCUGUCGAUGAAGUCAACAGGCAGUCCAGCAAUUUCAACCUGCACAGGCCAACCAGCAGUGUGGUCCGACAGAUCACACCGGGACGUGAUAAUACUUAUGAUAUCCUGCUUGAUUUUGGAAUAAAGGAGACAGUCUGUCCGAAAUAUACCAGGAGACCAUACAGGAAUAGUUGCCGUUUCAAACAGGGACGUCUUGCGUCAGAGAAACUGUGCUCCAGUCUUGUGCGUGUUGGCAGCAUGUCUGUAGCUCCUCUGGGCAUCAGUUGUAUGGCUGCUUUUGGGUCCAGCUCAGAGUCCAGCAGUGAAGAGGUCAUUAUCCGGCGGACAGGACGGGUGGGCUCUUUGUCUUAAGGAGUCAUUCUGUGUCAAGGAGAGUUUAACUGUUCCAGAUUACUAUUGUGAUUUCAUAAAACGUGAUUAAAAUAGACAGACAAACAGAUAGACCUCCAACUGACGUUUCAAAUAAAACAGUAACUUUACAUGAGAUUGUUCUGCUUUAAAAAGGUUCAUUUUCAACCAAGAAAAUACUAUAAUCAAAUAAUUUC